GAGAGCCCCGGACCGAGCCCGACACCAAGGUUGGGGCCAAGCCCAAGACCGAGGCCAAGCCCAAGAACGGGGCAAAGCCCAAGAACGGUGCCAAGCCCAAGAACGGGGCCGAGAAGUCGGAGAGCAAAGAGGGCGACAGCAGCACCCCCACCGAGACGCCUAAGAGGAAGCUCACUGCUGGCGACCUUGUGAAGUUCGCCGACGACUUGGAGAAGGAGGAGCCGGCCGAGCAGCAGGGCGGCCAGGACGACGAGGCCGAAGAGCAGGGCAGCCGAGACCGUUGCAAGAACCGCUGGUUGCAGAAGAGGAAGAAGGCUGGCAACGUUCCGGAGGAACUUCUCAGCUACCUCGAGAAGUGCGGUCGCCAGGACACGACGGACGCCGUGAACCGCCUGGUGAAGCGAGGCAAAGGAGGACGGUUCGAGCUGUGCUUGGAGAACGCCUGGUGGAAGGAAACUCACCAGAAGUUCGACAGUGUCAAGGGCAAGGACAAGGCCCUGGGCUACACCCUGACCAGAGCCAAGGCUUUGUGUGGUGGCCAGCAAGGGCUGGACCAAGCCCUGCAAACCGGCGAAGUCAGGCAGGUCACGGAGGACGGCACCACUUACUACGUUUUCAAGGAGAUCCAGGUGACCCACGAGAAGGGAGUACAUAGCCAGACCUCUUGCGAGGGUGCUACAGAGGUGGACCAUGGGGUCCACUCGAAGUUCAAGGACUUCGUGCAGGGCUACGACUUGAGCAUGCUUCAAAGGAACUUGCAAACGGUCCUGAGCAAGAUCAGUGAGCUUCACGAGGUGGCAGUGUUUAACACGCACCGCAAAAACCCCGUGAACAGCUUGGUCGUCAGCAACUUGCUUCGGGAGGCGGCAGCGGCAGUCUCCGAGCUCCAGGAGAGCAUGUCCAUGUGCCGUGGUCUGGUGUCUAUGUUCGUCGCGAACUCGCAGCAGCCAUUCUUGGCUUUCCCUGCCAUGAAGGCCAAGGCCGCCGAGGUUAAACACUGCCUGAGGCCAUUGCUGGAGGUGUGGAGGUUGCACUAUAUGUCUCCACACUCACAAGAGGAUGCUGAAGUGCUGCUUCUCUUGCAGCGAGCAGCGGAUAUGGACGACCUGCUAGAUCAGGAUCCCACCCAAGCCGUGCUCCUUUACCAAGAUUCCAUCCGGCUUUGUGUUCUUGGUUUCGAAUACUUCGGCUUGAUGGGUCGUCUCAUGAAGCGGUUUUUGUUACAGGGAGACAUGGCCUUCAACGUGACCUUUAAGGCUCACUGGCUGUGCCACGGACUCUUGGAAAGUCAUUUCUUAAGUCCAAGGGUCGGUGCCUGCUAUGGGCAAGAAGACCUAAUGCAAAUCGUUCGCCGAAUGGUGAGUGUCUGCACCCGGUCGAGGAAUCCUGUAGCCACCGUACAGAAGGCCAUGCAAAAGUAUGUCAUGGCAUUGCAUGUCGACUACAGCCGGAUGUGA
This is a messenger RNA of Symbiodinium sp. CCMP2456, 1457 nucleotides long. NCBI's taxonomy places the organism in Eukaryota, Dinophyceae, Suessiales, Symbiodiniaceae. The record is from the annotation of a GenBank genome assembly.